UGGAGAUCCGUUCGCCGUUUGUUGUUCUCCAUAACAUGGUGCGCGAAGACCGAUGUCCGAGGUCGUAUGACCAGGAAUGGUUCCCAGCAAGCAUAGCUUUAGAGAGAAAAGCGAUCUAACGAAUAGACGUGUCCGAGUUUUAAGUUGGACUAAGUCCCUCAGGGUUAUGAUGAUAGUGAGUGCCUGAGACAUGGUCAAGAACUGGUGACAUGACAGACCGAUAGCCUGUCCGAUGACAUAUAAGACCAAGUAACGAGUUCUUGUCAAGUGUAAGGAAGUCAAGGCGAAGGCGCACUGGCAAAGGAACGUUGUGGUCUUGUAGAAAGGCGAAGCCACAACCUUCCUACUUGAGUAUUUCCAGGCUCCUCCUACAGUCACGGUCUGAUGAGCAGUGCUCAGUCGCAUCUUCAUGGUAAUCCAUUAUCCGUUUAUUAGAUCAGCUUCGAUGUCCUCGUGCCAGCAGAGGUCAUGAUAGGUACUUAUAACGAGAUGUCGUCCUCUUGUUGCUACAAAAACACUUCCCUUCGGAUCCUCAGUCUAGCUACUGAUCACUAAUAUGUUCGAGGACGUCCAAUUUAUCUUUCUCGACAUGUCUACUGCACUCGUGCAGGAGUGGGAGAAAGCUUUCGCUAAACACCUGGAUGAUUCCAUACACGAGAAGUUCACAUUUCUCAACUGCAAAUUGGAAGAUAUUCCUCCACCACAUAAUAAGUUCGACUGCAUCGUAUCUCCCGCAAACUCUUACGGUCGUCUCGAUGGCGGCUUCGACUACUACCUCUCAGAGGCAUUGGCUCCAUCUCACGAUCACGAUGCCCCCACAUGCCAUGUCCAAUCGGUUCUUUAUCGCGAAUGGAGGGGCUACGCUCCUCCAGGCACAUGCACCAUAAUCUCACUUCUAAACUCUCCCUGCGAGAACAACAUUCAUGGAUGUAGCUACAUCGGGUUAUGUCCCACCAUGCGCGUCCCUGAGGAAAUCACCUGGAACAGAGAGGUUAUCUACAAUUGCAUGUGGUCGCUACUCGUUCAGCUGGACAAGCACAAUACCGCCAUCCAGGCGGGUGGUGGUGCAGGUCGGAGAAUCCGUUCGGUGGUGAUACCAGGGUUAGGCACUGGAAUUGGUGAAGUGCCUAUAGAGCGCUGCGCUCAGCAGAUGGCUCUGGCGUUCAGAGAUUUCUUGCUCUCUGCAGGGAAUCCGGGGAAAUGGUCGUCGUUAAGUUGGGAUGAUGCAACUGAGAAUGCUGACGAUACUCGUGUAACGUAUGGAUCCCCUUCGAAGUGGUCUCGGCUGUUAUAGCUACGUUAACGCUACUCUUCUUUAUAUCCGCUUCUUGAUCAUAUACAAUAAACAUAGUCGGAACCCAUUCCGAGAUUUGAGCUC
Messenger RNA from Somion occarium, 1378 nucleotides. Lineage: Eukaryota; Fungi; Basidiomycota; Agaricomycetes; Polyporales; Cerrenaceae. The record is from the annotation of a GenBank genome assembly.